UCUCUCUCAGUCCUGCGCUGAGACUGUGUGCGCGCACUGAGCUUUGCAGAGAGACACAGAGAGCAAGCAACAGAAGAGUGCCUAGGGCUUCACCAAGCUUCAGUUGAGUUUAGUCUCAGCCAAGUUACUAUUUAAAAGUCCGAGAGGAAGAGUACACAACAUCUAGGAGAUAAACAACCACAGGAACACAACUAACACACUUUGAAAGUGAAACAGUGAGUGGUGUGGACACUCAUGGUCCUCUCCUGAGGCUGUGGCUGCUUCACCAGGAGAGAUGUGAUCGUUGUGUGGUUCACACGCGCUGACUUAUUCAACACACAGAGACACCUGCUCCAUCCUCAGGUGGCGUUCCGAAGGACUGGAUUGCUGAAACGGUGGCCACGGGACUGCAUGCAGACAGGGAAGAACAUGGACUACCUGUGGGGGAUUGUACUGCUGCUGUGGGCACUCGGCGUGCCGGAGAGAGGAACCGAUGCACAGAGGAGCAAGAACAACGUACCCCGGCUCAAACUCUCCUAUAAAGAAAUGUUGGAGUCCAACAACCUGCUCACUUUCAAUGGAUUGGCCAACAGCUCUGCCUAUCACACCUUUUUAUUGGACGAGGAGAGAGGUCGGCUUUUUGUGGGGGCAAAGGACCAUGUGCUGUCCUUCAACUUGGUGGACAUCAACAUGGACCAGCAACUGAUAUCCUGGCCUUCUUCACCUUCUCGAAGAGAUGAAUGCAAGUGGGCUGGGAAGGACGUCCAGAAGGAGUGCUCUAACUUCAUAAAGGUUCUGCAGCCGUUUAACCAGACGCACUUGUAUGUGUGUGGAACAGGAUCCUUCCAUCCCGUCUGUGCUUAUGUGGAAGUGGGCAAACGUCCAGAGGACAGCAUCUUUCGCCUAGGGUCGUCAAACUUUGAGAAUGGCCGUGGAAAGAGUCCCUAUGACCCCAAACUGCUGACUGCUUCCAUGCUGAUUGAUGGGGAACUGUAUGCUGGGACAUCAGCAGACUUCAUGGGCCGGGACUUUGCCAUUUUCCGAACUUUAGGCAAGCACCAUCCAAUCAGGACAGAGCAGCACGACUCCAGAUGGCUCAAUGAUCCUAGAUUUGUCAGCGUGUAUCUCAUCCCAGAGAGUGACAACUCUGAAGAUGACAAGAUCUAUCUGUUCUUCAGAGAGAACGCCAUUGAUGGGGAGCAAGUUAGCAAAGCCACACACGCCAGAAUCGGACAGCUGUGCAAGAACGACUUUGGGGGCCACAGGAGUUUGGUGAACAAAUGGACCACCUUCCUUAAGGCCCGUUUAAUCUGUUCCGUUCCUGGCCUGAACGGCAUCGACACACACUUCGAUGAACUACAGGAUGUUUUUCUCAUGAGCUCCAAGGAUCCGAAAAACCCCAUUAUCUAUGCUGUAUUUACAACAUCAAGUAACAUCUUUAAGGGCUCAGCGGUAUGCAUGUACAGUAUGGCAGACAUCAGGAGGGUGUUUCUGGGCCCGUAUGCCCACCGAGAUGGACCCAACUACCAAUGGGUACCAUUUUUGGGUAGAGUGCCGUACCCAAGACCUGGCACGUGCCCCAGCAAAACGUUUGAUGGUUUUGAAUCAACAAAGGACUUUCCUGACGACGUUAUCACAUUUGCCAGAAGCCAUCCGGCCAUGUACAACCCAGUGUUCCCCAUCAAUAACCGUCCAAUCAUAAUCAAAACUGAUGUUGACUACCAGUUUACUCAGAUAGUGGUGGACAGGGUAGAGGCAGAGGACGGCCAAUACGAUGUCAUGUUUAUCGGCACUGACAUGGGCACAGUUCUUAAGGUGGUUUCAAUCCCUAGAGGAACAUGGCAUGACCUUGAGGAAGUCCUGUUGGAGGAGAUGACAGUGUUCAGAGAACCAACAGCCAUUACUGCCAUGGAACUCUCCACAAAGCAGCAACAACUCUAUCUUGGAUCCACCAUUGGGGUUUCUCAGAUGCCUCUGCAUCGCUGUGACGUGUACGGGAAGGCCUGCGCCGAGUGCUGUCUGGCACGUGAUCCUUACUGUGCCUGGGACGGCUCGCAAUGUUCCCGAUACUUCCCAACUGCUAAGAGGAGAACGAGGCGUCAGGAUAUCAGGAACGGAGACCCUCUGACUCAGUGUUCAGAUCUGCAACACCACGAUGAGGCAGAUGGCGAGAGAGAUUUGCUGGAUAGGGUGGUAUAUGGGGUGGAGAACAGCAGCUCUUUUCUGGAGUGCAGUCCUAAAUCCCAGCGAGCCCUUAUUUAUUGGCAGUUUCAGAGACACGGAGAAGACCGCAAACAAGAGAUAAAGUCCGAUGAGCGGGUGUUGAGCACAGAACAGGGUCUGUUGAUCCGAACCCUCCAUCAGAAGGACUCGGGUGUGUAUUACUGCCACGCUGUCGAGCACGGCUUCAUCCAGACCCUCCUUCGCCUCACCCUCAACAUCAUUCCCUCAGAACACCUGGACGAUCUCCUGCACCGAGACACGCCGGGCAGCAACGAUCCGGCCAACGGCAAGAUGUGGUACCGCGACUUCCUCUCCCUCAUCAACCCGCCGAGCCCGAACAGCGUCGACCAGCUCUGCGAACAGGUUUGGAAGAGAGAGCGGAAACAGCGCAGGCAGAAAGCUAAUCUGAUGCACGGCAGCCAAUCACACUCUAGCCAGCUCCUCCACUCCAGCCAAUCACACGCCAGUAAGUGGAAGCUGCUACAGGAAAACAAGAAAGGACGCAACCGCAGGACCCACGAGAUGCAGCGGGUACCCCGCAGUGUGUGACCAGGACGGCAAAUCCAACAAACUUCUUCUGUUCCACAGACAUAACGCUGAGACUGAAGACAGGGAGGGUGGAAUUCCAUUUCCUGUAUUGUGCGAGAGAGAUUUUCUUGUGAACCAGAGCACAUCUUCAUUCACGCCUACAGUACGUAUUGAGACUCAAACCCUGAGAGGAUGUAAUGUGAUGCUAACAGAUACUGAACCACCUGUGAAUAUGACAAAAUAUACUGUGAGACAGGUUUCAGUCUGUAUAAAAAACCUGUUUCAUUUUAUGAGGGACAAAACAUGAAUGCUGAAAAGACUACUGUUUAACCUCUAUUUAGCUGAAGCACAAUCCCAGUGCAUUCUGGGCAAUGAACUUGUCAGUAAUAUUAUGUGUAUAGAGUGUGUUGAGCUUAACAUACAGUAUACUGUAUAUCUUUGUAUCAGAAAUGUAGGCCCUUCUGUUUACGUACAUGUACAUAAUCUAUUAAUUAAGGUAUUGCUUUGUUCUUGUUUCUUUUCCCUUUUUUUUUUGUCUUCCUCCGUGCAUUUUCUAUUUUCAUCAUCUGCUGCAAAAGCAAUGCCUCAGCAAACCAUUAAUGGGGCGGUGUUGUUCCUCUGAAUAAUCUCUUCCUGUCAAGACAAGAAAAAAAAAAUCUUUUCUGCUAUUUUUUUAGAUUAAUAUUUAAUUUUGUACUGUGCCAGAGUAUAUCUAAAAUAUUACAUAAUAGUUUUAUUUUAUUAUUUGCUGUCCUCAUUGUAAACCACUGCAUUGUGAGGGUACACAAACCCUCUUCACCAAUCUUUUCUCCUCAGUUAAGUUAUUUGUUGACUUGAUUUCAUCUAUGUUCACAUUCACGUUUAUAUAAAGCAAUUGUGGUCGAGUA
This is a messenger RNA of Pimephales promelas (fathead minnow), 3617 nucleotides long. It is a transcript of the gene sema3ab, whose product is annotated as sema domain, immunoglobulin domain (Ig), short basic domain, secreted, (semaphorin) 3Ab. Lineage: Eukaryota; Metazoa; Chordata; Actinopteri; Cypriniformes; Leuciscidae. Gene Ontology annotation, cellular component: plasma membrane; glutamatergic synapse; axon. The record is from RefSeq and is a predicted model, not a curated record. Gene Ontology annotation, molecular function: chemorepellent activity; semaphorin receptor binding; neuropilin binding. Gene Ontology annotation, biological process: semaphorin-plexin signaling pathway; positive regulation of cell migration; negative chemotaxis.